Molecule: messenger RNA, 3483 nt
Organism: Paramormyrops kingsleyae
Lineage: Eukaryota; Metazoa; Chordata; Actinopteri; Osteoglossiformes; Mormyridae
Source: RefSeq, a predicted model, not a curated record
GCUGGAGCGGCGCUCAGAGCCGAGGAUCCCUGGCGUAGGACUCCUCAAUGUCGCCACUGGCAUGCCACUGCUGUAACUCCGCAACACACCGGUUAAAAGUACAGAUUAAAAUCACUUUUGUACGACUUUAGGUGGAGCAGGGAAAACCCAAGACUUUUUUUCGGACAUUAAAGCAUUAUAAAUGAUCUCGAUUAAGUCAGAAUAUAUAAAUAACUUAGCAGUGUUAUAAAUUUGCGAACGAGCUAUAUACUAGCAAUAAAACAGGUGGACUGGCGCCCUAAUUCUAACAUUAGCGGUCUUCUGUCACAUUGAGCGCUUUGAUUUAAAUCGUUCACCAGAGACAUACUGUACUGAGCUAGUUCAUGAAGAACGCUCAAACACGUAUUUAUAAGUGUAACACGGAGAACUUGCAGGCUUCAGUCGAUGGCGCACGCAAGCAGAAAUUCAUGAAGCUAAAUACAUGUUUCCCGCCGGUCUAAGGAGCGGAGCUGCGGCUCCGGAGCGACCGCACAAAAGCAAUUAGGGACGGACCAGUCCAGCGGCUGGGGCGCGCGGCGUCGCGGGGACGCGCUUUUCUCCAGUGGCGGGCGCGCGCGACGUUGCGGGGACGCUCUUUUCUCCAGCGGGCUGCUCACCCAGUCAAACUUACUGCCCCCGAAAUCUCCCCCAGACACUUUCUGCAUGUAACCACACAGAGGUUACAUUCGCCUUUAAGACCAUCUUCCAGUUUCUGCUGCAUAUUCCGUAAGGGGCCGCGAGUCCGGGAUCUCUCGCCUCACUGUUUUAUAACGUCACGCGAAUUUAUUAGGCUAUGGCAUCUUGUCAGCAGUCGAGGAUUGAAGCAUACCUGGAAAAGAAUAAAAUCGGUCCACUCUUCGAGGAGCUCCCUUCAGUUCUAGAUGUGACCAGCCGUCACCUGUACCAGGAGAUGAUGACCAGGCUGAUCAGCGAGACGCCGGACCAUCCGGUUCCAUUCCUGAUAAACCACCUGGAGGGCAGGCAGGGUGGUUCCGCGUCGCUACAUAGGGUCCUGCUCGGUCCAGCUGCGCUCUGGGCCCAGUCGCCCAGCGCUGGGGCACGACGUGACCUGAAGGGGCACGAGAAACCAUGGCAGGAGCAUCCCAGAAAGCCCAAGAAGUCCAAGAGUGACCUGGAGAUGUGCACUCUGUCACCCCCUUCGCCUGACUCCAAGUCCCUGUCGAGGUUGGGAGAGCGACCUUCCCAGGAUUCCUGGUCCCGAUCUGACAGCCAUGACUUUGAUGAGCUCAGUCACAUCCUGCUGGAAAGCAAGAAGUUGGGAAAAGCCCUGGAGAGCCUCUCGCGCAGCUUGGCAGCCUCAGAUGAACUUGACCAGGCCUUUAACUCCGCCUUGCAACGGCCUCGAGUGAUUGGCCGGUGGACUGGCCGCGCAGACAGUGAUGCCGAUCCCCUGGCUUCAGAGAUGCUUCAUCCACCUUUACCCAGGGGCUACAGAGAGACCAGUGAGCCAAUAGUGAGCCUGAAGAUGGUAACGAAAAGCAGGAGCCUGAAACAGCAGCAGCUGUAUCACAAGAAACAGCUGGCGGCCAUGUUGGCUCAGGAGUCCUUCGACUCAACAGGUAGCCUCUAUGUCUCAGACUCAGACAUUGAUGAUGAAGAUGAAGCCAUGGAACUGAUGGAGGACCUGGAUGAUCUACGGAUGGAGGGCGUGACCAACCUAAUGCCAAGCCGCACCAAGGCCAGCCACGGGCGUGGCUCCCAUAGCCCCCAACCCCAGGCCAAGCUAACCCUCAACAUCUGCUCCAGGUGUGCCAGACUUCAGGGGGACGGCCUUGCAGACACAAGAGAAGAAGAGGAGUCUUGUGUCCAGGAAGUACCUGAAGUCCAGUACCCAGUUCCAGAUCUGAGGACGUCUGUGGAGGAAGGUGAGAGUGUGUCUCAAGUCACAAGACCAGGUGCACCUGGCUGGUCUUCUGGGUUUGCACCAAUCAGGGACUGGAGUUCUAUGGGGCUGAGCCAGCUGGGGGAAAUGGCAAACGGGGGUGGACACACUGCAGCAGAUCUGGAGAAAUAUGUUGCCAAGGCGAUGGAGGAGAAGCCAGGGAGGGGUCCCCGCAGUCCCCUGAGCAGUUUGCUCCUGCCACCCCCCCUCGCCCUCCAAAAUUUGCCCCUGUCAGAACAACUGUCCAAGCUGGCAAGUCCCCUGCCCAUUCUGGGAAACAAGCCCACCUCCCUGCUCCUAGGGCCUCUGCACAUGCCCACCAACAGCAGCAACAGAGCGAGGACGCCAAGCGGGUGCCCGGUCCUGCCCCCGGGUACGCCCGCCGGCCUCCUCAGCCAGGGCGGAAGUCCAGAUGCCUUUCUGCAGAAGAGCAGGACUGUCACACCCACCAGUCACUCAGGGUGGGGCAGAACUCUGGGGUCAACCAGUCAGAUUCAGCGAAGCAGACCUACCACACCCACAAAUCAGGCUGGGUGGAGCAGACCUACCACACCCCCUAAACAAUCUGUAUGGGGUAUUCCUGCCACACCCCCCAAACAAUCUGUAUGGGGUAUUCCUGCCACACCCCCUAAACAAUCUGGAUGGGACAUUCCUACCACACCCCUCAAACAAACUGGAUGGAGCAUUCCUAGCACACCUACCAGUCAAGGCGGGUGGAACAUUCCAAUGACACCCACCAAGCAAUCUGGAUGGAGCGUACCCAACACGCCCACUAAACAAGUUGGAUGGAGCGUACCUAACACGCCCACUAAACAAGUUGGGUGGAGCGUAUCAAGCACACCCACCAAACAUGCUGGGUGGAGCGUACCUAACACACCCACCAAACAUGUUGGGUGGAGCGUACCUAACACACCCACCAAACAUGCUGGAUGGAGCGUACCCAGCACGCCUACUAAACAAGCUGGGUGGAGUAUAUCAAACACACCUACCAAACAAGUUGGGUGGAGCCUUCCUACAGCACCCUCAAAACACGUUGGAUGGAGCAUUCCUAGUACACCCACCAAUCAGGGUGGGUGGAACAUACCAACAACUCCCACCGAUAAGCCUGGGAGGAGCCGGUCAGUCACACCUACCAAUCAAGCUGGGCGGAGCCGAUCUGUGACACCAACCAAUCAGACUGGGAGAAGCAGAUCGGUCACACCAACCAAUCAGACUGGGAGGAGAGGCUCCAUCACACCAACCAAUCAGACUGGGAGGAGGGGCUCCAUCACACCAACCAAUCAGACUGGGAGGAACAGAUGUGUUACGCCCACUGAUCCAACUGGCCUGAUUACUCCAGCAGGUACCAACAAUGAGGUCUUAUGGCCGACUGACAGUCCAAACUCCAUUCUUUCAGAGGCUGAAUUCUACCAGCAGCUACAGGCCAUGAAGCAACCCUGGAUUUUGCCCAGUGACACGGAGAGCGAGGACGGCAUGACGGGCCCCGGACCAGCCUCUUCUCUGGGUAGCAGUCAGGGGUGGCGGUAGCGGGAUUUGCAGAUUCCCUCUCAUUCUGUCUCAGG